Saccostrea cuccullata (small rock oyster) is the source of this 1574-nucleotide messenger RNA. RefSeq names its product fatty acyl-CoA reductase 1-like. Gene Ontology annotation, biological process: long-chain fatty-acyl-CoA metabolic process. The record is from RefSeq and is a predicted model, not a curated record. Gene Ontology annotation, cellular component: peroxisome. The transcript has 12 exons. Lineage: Eukaryota; Metazoa; Mollusca; Bivalvia; Ostreida; Ostreidae. Gene Ontology annotation, molecular function: alcohol-forming very long-chain fatty acyl-CoA reductase (NADP+) activity. The coding region runs from base 1 to 1344 and encodes 447 amino acids.
AUGCUUGCAGCAAAAUUUCACGAGAAAUUAGUCCCUAUAUACGGUGAUAUAACUUUACCUGAACUAGGAAUAAAACCAAAUGACCUAAAAUUACUCUGUGACAAUGUGAAUAUAGUGUUUCAUAGUGCUGCUACCAUAAGAUUUGAUGAACAUUUGAGGGUUGCAGUUGAAAUGAAUGUAGUGGCAGUAAGAAAGAUGGUUAUCUUAUGUAGACAGUUUAAACAUCUUGAGGUAUUUCUACACAUAUCAACAGCAUAUGCUAACUGUGAUCGUCCCUUCAUAGAAGAAAUGGUAUACAAUCCCCCUGUGGAACCUCAAAAAUUGAUAGAUGUUUUAGAAUGGAUGGAUGAUGACAUGAUAAAUCUAGUAACACCAAAACUGAUCGGCAACAAGCCUAACACGUACACAUACACCAAACACUUGGCCGAGCACCUGUUGUUGAAGGAAGGCUCCGAUCUACCUCUGGCUAUAGUCAGACCCUCCAUUGUAGGGGCUUCAUGGAAGGAACCCGUCCCAGGCUGGAUUGACAAUUACAAUGGCCCCAGUGGACUUUAUGUAGCAGCUGGGAAAGGAAUAUUGAGGUCGAUGAAAGGAGAUUAUCGUGGAGUGGCGGACAUAGUGCCAGUGGACAUCCCCGUCAAUAUGGUCAUCGCGGCCGCCUGGUACACCGCCGUAACCAAACCCAGCUCCUGCCUUAUCUAUCACAGUACCACUGGCUCCGUCAACCCAUUCACCUGGGGAGAAUUAGAGGGAGUUGUGAUGAAUUUCUGGAAGAAAGUGCCUCUUGAUUCUUGCUUUAGAAGGCCUAAGGCAGCUCUCACUAGCUCUGGUUUCCUUCAUGAUUUCUACACAUUUAUUGAACACAUGCUGCCAGCUUACGUUGCAGACCUGGGCUACUGUUUACUUGGAAAAAGGCCUAGGAUGGUCAAGAUCUAUAACAGAUUACACAAAGCUAUUGGAACCUUGACCUACUUUACCAUGCAUUCAUGGGAAUGGUCUUACAAUAACCUUGACAUGUUGACCAGUCACAUGACCUCAGAGGACAAGAAGUGCUUUUACUUUGAUCCACGUGGACUUCACUGGCCCACAUACAUAGAGAACUAUUGCCUUGGAACAAAAAAAUUUCUUCUGAAUGAAGACUUAUCAGGCCUACCUGCGGCUAAAGCUCACCUGAGAAAAUUGAGAAAUAUCCGCUACUGUUUCAACACUGUACUACUGAUCGCUCUGUGGAGGAUUCUCAUAGCCCGCUCAGAACUGGCCAGAAAUCUCUGGUACCUCAUCAUUGGUUUAAUGAACAGAUUUGUGAAAUUCUUUCGGUUGACAAGUACCAUACACAAGCAAUGAAAGAAUCCAUACCUCACAUACCUUGGGAAAUUAUAUCACCAAAUACUGACAGCAAAUCCAUAACAAGCAUUUCUACAGGACUUUUCCCAGACAAGUUUAUUUCAGCCUAGGAUUCUGUGCUGUGGAGAAGCUUUACGGAUGACACAAAUCAAGUUUCAAAGAUUGGGUCUGGUGCUGAUGUCGGAAUGGCCGACAAAGGAAGCAGGAAGACCAGAAUUGGAAAUGUGGCU